Carassius gibelio (silver crucian carp) is the source of this 2356-nucleotide messenger RNA. It is a transcript of the gene slc4a1b, whose product is annotated as solute carrier family 4 member 1b (Diego blood group). NCBI's taxonomy places the organism in Eukaryota, Metazoa, Chordata, Actinopteri, Cypriniformes, Cyprinidae. The record is from RefSeq and is a predicted model, not a curated record. Bases 54 to 2120 code for a protein of 688 amino acids. Gene Ontology annotation, cellular component: basolateral plasma membrane; plasma membrane. Gene Ontology annotation, molecular function: solute:inorganic anion antiporter activity; monoatomic anion transmembrane transporter activity; bicarbonate transmembrane transporter activity. Gene Ontology annotation, biological process: regulation of intracellular pH; monoatomic anion transport; bicarbonate transport. The transcript is spliced from 15 exons.
AGAAAUUCUCUGUCACUGAGAAAAGGGACGCAACUGACACAUCAGAGGCCUCGAUGGUGCUUGUAGGUGCUCUGGAGUUCCUGGAGAGGCCUACAAUAGUAUUUGUGCGUCUGCGGGAUGCUGUGGUGCUGGAGUCGGCCCUGGAAACUCCCGUGCCUGUGCGGUUCAUCUUCAUUAUGAUUGGCCCAACCACAGCUGAUGUGGACUAUCACGAGUGUGGCCGAACAAUGGCAGCACUACUAGCUGACAAAGUGUUUAACCAGGCAGCUUUUCAGGCUCAGACUGACAGAGAGUUGAUCGAUGCUGUGGGAGACUUCAUGGACUGCUGCAUUGUGAUUCCACCCACUGAGAUUCAGGAUGAGUCCAUGCUAACAUCACUCAUCCCCUUCCAGAAGAAACUACUGCAAGAGAAACUCCGCCCAUCUGACCCCAAACUCCGCCUGGAUGUCAAACCUCGCAAGCCUUCAAAGUCCUCAGGACCCCCUUCAGAGGAUCCACUAGAACGUACUGGUGUUCUGUUCGGUGGCAUGAUUAGAGACAUGAAGAGACGGUAUCAACACUACGUCAGUGACAUCACUGAUGCUCUGAACGCUCAGGUUGUCGCUGCAAUCAUCUUUAUCUACUUUGCUGCUCUCUCCCCAGCCAUCACCUUCGGAGGUCUCCUUGCUGAUAAGGUGGAUAACAUGAUGGGUGUUUCAGAGCUGAUGAUCUCCACUUCAGUGCUGGGCGUUAUCUUCUGUCUGAUUGCUGCCCAACCUGUACUAGUUAUCGGCUUUUCUGGGCCACUGCUGGUGUUUGAAGAGGCCUUUUUUAAUUUCUGUGAGUCUCAGGACAUUGAGUACAUCGUAGGCCGGGUAUGGGUUGGCGCUUGGCUGGUGGUCAUCGUUGUGGUCAUUGUUGCCUUUGAAGGAAGCUUCCUGGUCCGCUUCAUUUCCCGCUUCACUCAAGAAAUCUUCUCCAUCCUCAUCUCCCUCAUCUUCAUCUAUGAGACCUUUGCCAAACUUGGCAGGGUUUUCAAAGAACACCCUCUUAUCCUGAAUUACGAGCAAUUAAACAGCAAUGUCUCUGUGGUGAGGUCCGUUCAACACCGGCCUUAUCCCAACACAGCCCUUCUGUCCAUGUGUCUCAUGUUUGGCUGCUUUUCUAUUGCAUACUACCUACGCAUGUUCAAGAAUGGCAAAUUCCUACCAGGCAAGAUUCGACGUCUGCUUGGUGACUUUGGAGUUCCCAUUGCAAUUUUCCUCAUGGUUGCUGUCGAUAUAAAUAUUGAAGAUACAUACACUCAGAAACUGGUUGUGCCUAAGGGUCUACAGGUGUCCAACCCUAAAAUGCGAGGAUGGUUAAUAAACCCUUUGGGUGAACACAAGUCCUUCCCAAUAUGGCUGAUGUUCGCAUCUAUUGUCCCAGCUAUGUUGGUCUUCAUCCUCAUCUUCCUAGAGUCUCAGAUUACCACGCUAAUUGUGAGUAAACCAGAGAGAAAAAUGGUCAAGGGCUCUGGCUUCCACAUGGAUCUUCUCAUCCUGGUGAGCAUGGGAGGUCUGAGUGCCAUUUUUGGCAUCCCUUGGUUAAGUGCCGCAACUGUACGAUCUGUAUCUCAUGCCAAUGCCCUGACUGUCAUGAGCAAAGGCCCAAAACCAGAGAUUGAAAAGGUUCUGGAACAGAGAGUCAGCGGAGUAGUGGUGGCUUUGCUUGUUGGUCUGUCCAUUCUCAUGGAGCCAAUUCUAAAAAUGAUUCCUAUUACAGCUCUCUUUGGAAUCUUCCUCUACAUGGGAAUCACAUCCCUCAGCGGGAUUCAGCUUUGGGAUAGAAUCCUGCUCCUCCUUAUCCCCAAAAAGUAUCACCCCAAUGAACCCUAUGCUACAAAAGUCAGCACCAGUAGGAUGCACGUGUUCACUGCGAUCCAGAUCGUGUGUCUGGCAAUCCUGUGGAUGGUGAAAUCGAGCCCUGUGUCACUGGCUCUACCGUUUGUCCUGAUCCUCACCAUCCCUCUGCGCAUGUUCAUGACUGGACAACUUUUCACUGAGCAAGAGAUUAAAUAUCUUGACGGUGAUGAUGCCAAGGCAACAUUUGAAGAGGAGCCGGGAGUGGAUGUGUAUUCUGAAACUCAGAUGCCAUUAUAGAUCAUUUUACUGGAACCAGAUUCAUAUUUCACAAUCUGAGUCAGCAGAAUUAGAGUGCAGCCAACAUAUGAAAAUUUUGACAAAAUGAUACCCAACUUCAACCCAUAGUGCAACUUUCACAAACUCAUUUUAUUGAUGUGUGUGUGUGUGUUGGGAUUCUCUGUUAAUUAUUGUUAUAAUGGUCAUCAUGACAUGCUUAAUUUGUAUGUACAAACAAGUGCCUUUUAUGAGGUCUU